UCAUAUUUGAACUAAAAUAGGAGCCAUGGGAAGACAAUGGAUUGCUGCGUUUUUAGCAGCAAUGACUGCAAUUUUACAAGUCACAGCUUACACAGAACCAAUAUUAAAGGCUGAUAAAGUUUUUGCACAAAAACAAAUUGAACUUUAUGAUCUCUUUUGGCAUCUUGAUCAGCCUGCAGUUUAUUCGCCAGAAUUGUAUGAAGUUGCUAAAUCAUGGAAUAUUGCCGACCACGUUGACGAUUACAUAGACAAGGAAGUGUCAAACAAAUUCUUGGGACUUUUGAAAAAUGGAAUGCUACCACGUGGAGUAUUAUUCCACGUUCAUUCUAAUAUCCAAACACAGAUGAUUGCCCUUUUCGAUUUACUUUAUUUUGCAAAGGACUAUGAUACUUUCUACAAAACUGCAGUAUGGGCAAGAUUUCACAUAAAUGAACAAAUGUAUCAGUAUUGUCUAUUUAUAGCUAUCCUCCAUCGACCAGACACCAAACACAUCCAUUUACCGUAUCUUUACGAAUUAACUCCGCAUUAUUUCUUUAAUGAGGAUGUCAUCUUCAAGGCUCAACGCAUUCAAAUGGAAGGCGUUGAAAAUAAAAAAGAAAAAUCCCAUUUGAUAAAUGCAAACUACGCUGGAUGGUUCAUAAACCAGGAACAUGAUAUGGAAUGGAAACUUAAUCAUUUUACGGAAGACAUCGGAAUGAACACUUUUUACGCCUAUAUUACUGCUAUAUUUCCUGGUUGGAUGGAGAGUGAAAAAUACAAAUUGAUGAAGGAUGUCCGUGGAGAAUCUUAUUAUUUCUUGCACAAGCAAAUUUUAGCACGAUAUUAUAUGGAACGAUUGUCUCAUGAUUUGGGCCAAGUUGAAUACAUAGACUGGGACAAGCCAAUUGUUACCGGUUACUAUCCAAGUAUGGUACAUCCUACAGGACUUCCAUUUCCACGAAGACCCUCUUGGUCUCAUGUUCCACUUAAUAAGUACAAGAAUGUCGAGAGAAUCAACAAUAUAGAAUCCCGAAUAAGCAUAGCUAUCGACAGCGGAAAAAUAAUGACAAAAAACAAAAGUAAUUAUCACGAGUUAUACAGAAAUUAUAUGCAAGACAUGAAUUACUUGGGAAACAUGAUUCAAGGAAAUGUAGAUUCUCCCUUUUUGAGGUUCUAUGAUUCACUGGAUAGACUUUCAAGGAAUAUUCUUGGAUACGGACAAGACCCGUCAUCAAAACAUCAGGCAGUGCCCAGCAUUCUUGAUAUGAGCGUCGCUAACAUGAGAGAUCCUGGUUUUUAUCGGAUGUAUAAAAAGAUCGUUGACUUAUUUUUAAAAUAUAAAUCCAAUCUUCCACUGUACACUCAAGAAGAAUUAGAGUUUCCUGGUGUAAAAAUUGAAUCAGUUUCUGUUGAUAAAUUAGUGACCUAUUUUGAUACUGUAGAGUCAAUUAUCAGCAACGGUGUCGCAGUUCGUGAUGAAAAGGAAGCAAAAACACUUUUGAUUGAAGCACGCCAACAGCGACUUAAUCAUAAACCAUAUACUUAUAAUAUCACAAUAGAUAGUGAGAAAAACACAAAGGGUUGGAUACGUAUUUUCCUUGGGCCAAAGUACGAUGUUUAUGGACAUGAAAUUGAUAUGAUUGACAAUUGGAUGAACUUCUUUGAAAUGGACAAAUGGGUUGUUGAUUUGAAAUUAGGAACAAAUGAAAUAUUACGAAGCAGUCACGAGUCGUUCUAUGUAACUCCUGAUGAAAUGUCAACUAGCAAAUUUCUCGAAAUGGUUAAACAUACUAUUCACACAGAAGAGGGAUACAAAUAUUCUUCUCAAAUGUAUGGCUUUCCUGAUCGAAUGAUGCUACCUAAAGGAAAACCAGAAGGAAUGCUUUUCAAACUCUUCAUCUAUAUUAGCCCCUACAACGAAUACAUUUCGGCGGAUGUAGACAUUCCCGUAUAUGGAAAAAAACAUUUUGAAUUUAAACCCAUGGGAUUCCCAUUGGACAGACCAAUGUAUUAUUAUGAUAAAACUAUACCCAAUAUGUAUUGGAAGGAUGUCCCUGUCUUUCAUAAGAAGGUUUAACGUUAAAAUGUGAUUCAAUUAAAACAGAGGAAACUGUGGGGUUUUAUUUUAACACCAAAGGAUUAAAAUGAUAAAACUAUGCCUAAUAUGUAUUGGAAGGAUGUCCCUGUCUUUCAUAAGAAGGUUUAACGUUAAAAUGUGAUUCAAUUAUAACAGAGGAAACUGCCCGUGUGGUAAAGGCGACUGGGCCCAAACUGACGCCGAUUGGGUUUUCCCAUGUUCAAGGUGGGGCCCUAUUGGGAAGCCCAUCUUAUCCCAAAUUGGGUUAUGACUUGGCUUGAAACUAUUUUACCAACUUAUUCCCAAUUUGGGAAAUCUAGUUGGACCCAAUUUGGGUAAUCUUGUGGAUUCCCAUUAAAAUUUCCAAUAAAUAUUCAAUUUAUUGAUAAUUUUAAUUUUUUUACUCACUUUUAUCACAGUCACUGUCAUUUUUAUCCUAUAAUUCUACAAAGUAAAUUAUAUUUCUAAGAUAUAAAAAUACAUGCUCUUGCAUAAUUUUCUUUAUUAAAUUAAAAAAAAUUGUAAAUAAAAUAAUAAUAACAAAACUUACUAGAUUCAUUACUGAAUUAAUUAUUGGAUGAAUUAUUGUGAAUCCAGUAGUUUUUUCACGUUAAGGACGAAAAAAUAAAAAUUGAAAAGGAUUAAUGCCAGGAUCAAUAAAUUCAAUAUAUUAUUUUUUAUUUAUACAAUAGUAAUAGUAAAAUAUUUAAUAUUAAUUGUUCAUUUUGGAAGCAAAUGAGAAUCUUGCAUGAAAUCUCUAAGACUCAAUAUAACUGUCACAAUAUUGACUAACAAGUCUCUGGUCAAAAAACCAUGAUCGUUCCAAAAUUCCACUUUUGGUUCUGAAAUCCGACAGGGAGCACAUAUAAGUCACAGAAAAACAAAACCAACUAACCAUUGUUUACAGUAAUUUACAAAAAUAUGGAAAUUAAACUACAAUAAACAUUUAAAAUUAUAAAAACAGGACAACACACCACAAACCCACGCUGUUUGAUCUAAGGACGCUACCCUACUACGCCAUGACAGUCAACAGCUGGGUAGAUCGACGCAGGCGCAUUAGUGCUUAACGCUAAAUAACUACAAGAUUUUCAGUAAUUAAUCCAGUAUCAUAUCUAAUAAUAAAUCCAGUAAUUAAUCCAAUAAUUCGUCCUCAGUAAUUAAUUCAGUAAUUAUUUAUUUAUUUUCAUAUAAGAGUAUAGCUGACGUAUUCAACCAUUUUAAGUUCAUUUGCGGAAAAGAUGGGCUUUGGCUGAUAUUCCCAAGUUCGUCCCAAAUAUGGACAGUCCCUACAUAAAUCCAAUUACAAUACACGUAUACUGUUUUGCCUUCAAUUCGAAUAGAUUAUAAAAUUAAACAGUAAGAAUAGUUUAAAAAUGUAAUUUUUUUUCUCUAUUUAAUUAUAUACUUGAAAAUAACAUAUUUCUUAUUUUCUAAUUUGUUUCAUUAUUUUAAAAUGGGACGCCCACCUGGGCCCCAAUUGGCGCCCAACUAAAAGUUGGAAAAACUUGGGAAGAUUUCCACACGGGUGUGGGGUUUUAUUUUAACACCAAAGGAUUAAAAUAAUAUGAAACGUUUUAAUCCAUCAAGAAUUAAAAUAAUCUAAAGAAGGAUUAUUUUUUCAAAAUGGUUUACUAAUUGAUUUGGUUUUGAUUUAUACAUAUUUUUGUCAUAGAAAAAUUUAACUAAAAGUUUCUUAUUUUAAUCUUUUUUGGUGUAAAUUUAAGGUGCGAUGCUUUUUAAUACCCAGUAGUUUACUCUUAAUUUAUAAAUGUAGAGACAACAUUGAAUGUAUGUAUAUUUUAACCCGGCGAGUAUGUGGUUGGGCAUGUCAUGCCCCACAUUUACUUAAAUCCUUUUAAAUCCUAAAAUUUCCACUGUAACGUUUUGAAACUUCGAGUAGCUGAAGUUAUGGGUUCAUAAGAGAAGAUGAUGGUAUGGUGAUAGUGUUAUGUAAAUUAUAUUUUAAAUUACUUGGACGUAAACGUCAAUUUUGCAUAUUUUUGGCGAAUUUUUUUUCCUAAUUUCUACUAAAUUAAUGACAACUGAAUUGAGAUAUAUUCUAAAAAGCAGUAUUAUGCUCCUCAUUCACUAAUAUUUAAAGUCCUGCCUUUAUAAAAGUGCAAAUUUGAUUUUAUAAAAGUUUUAAGUUUUCAUUGUUUUAUUUAAUCAUAUGAUAAAUCUUAUGACAAAGAGUUGAUUUUAUCUUUAUAAAUAAAUAAAUAAUUAAGGAAAUAUAUUUUAUUACAUGCCUUUUUAUAAUAUAAUACCAGAAAUUAACUUAAUAUAGCUAUAUGUAACAUUUAUAAGCAAUUUUACAUUUUGGGCAUGUCAUGCCCACCACAUAGUCGGUGUAACAGUUUCCCGCCACAUACUCGCCGGGUUAAAGAGC
This is a messenger RNA of Leptopilina heterotoma, 4445 nucleotides long. Its product is annotated as hexamerin-like. The transcript has 6 exons. The coding region runs from base 26 to 2056 and encodes 676 amino acids. The record is from RefSeq and is a predicted model, not a curated record. Lineage: Eukaryota; Metazoa; Arthropoda; Insecta; Hymenoptera; Figitidae.